Lactuca saligna is the source of this 786-nucleotide messenger RNA. The record is from the annotation of a GenBank genome assembly. NCBI's taxonomy places the organism in Eukaryota, Viridiplantae, Streptophyta, Magnoliopsida, Asterales, Asteraceae.
AUGGUGAGGCGGUGGAGAUCGAUUCUGGGAUGUUACUUUCUGAAGCCGAUGAGUUUAGAGGGAUAUGGAGGGGUUUGGAGAGGCGGUGGGCAUCGAGAGACUAGAUAUGAACACGCGUGCUUGUGCCCUUCUUGCCAACUCUUCUUAUACCACCCCUCCGGCUCUCCAGUCAUCAUAGGGUCGUAUUCUCCGAUUGAAAAUGACAAAAAAGAGAUCCCAAAUGAAGGGCGUCUUCCUGAUGCAACCAAAGGUAAUGACCAUUUAAGGGAAGUAUUUGUUGAAACCAUGGGUCUUGAAGACAUAGACAUUGUAACUCUAUCUGGUGGACAUACUUUGGGAGGUGCACAUAAGGAAAGAUCUGGAUUUGAAGGACUAUGGACUUCAAAUCCUCUUAUCUUCGACAAUAGCUACUUUAUAGAGCUUCUUGCUGGUGAGAAAAAAGGGCUUCUCAAGCUACCUACUGACAAGGCUGUUCUUGAUGACCCUGUAUUCCGACCCCUUGUUGAGAAAUAUGCUGCUGAUGAGGAUGCAUUCUUUGCUGAUUAUGCAAUCUCCCACAUGAAACUCUCCGAGUUGGGAUUUGCUAAGGCUUAAUCUCGCAUAAAUGGGGUGGAUGACCUAAUAAAAAACUACCUUACGACUUGUAGCCUGGUGCAACAAAAAUUUCAUUGAUAAUCUUUUGAUGUAUUAUAUAAUGUUCAUGUUGUGAAAUACUUGUUUUUACCACGAAGUCAUCAAAAUCUAGAAACUUAAAAAAAAAAUUCUUACAAUUUUUGGUGAAAGGCC